This is a messenger RNA of Acanthochromis polyacanthus (spiny chromis), 2001 nucleotides long. Its product is annotated as extracellular calcium-sensing receptor-like. Gene Ontology annotation, molecular function: G protein-coupled receptor activity. NCBI's taxonomy places the organism in Eukaryota, Metazoa, Chordata, Actinopteri, Pomacentridae. Bases 1 to 2001 code for a protein of 666 amino acids. Gene Ontology annotation, biological process: G protein-coupled receptor signaling pathway. The transcript has 6 exons. The record is from RefSeq and is a predicted model, not a curated record. Gene Ontology annotation, cellular component: membrane.
AUGCCACACGCCGUACGAGCUGCACCCCGCCACGAGCACACAACUGUUGGACAGUCUGGAUUACUUCGCCUUCUCAUCACCGCUCCUCCAUUCUGCACCCCCUUGUCUGCCUUGAUUCUGCCUGCUCCUCUGCUCCUGCCUCAGCUCGGCCACCGACUUCCAUCCGCUUCAUCCCCGCCUCGUCUCCCGUUCUCCCCCUGGACUGCUUUUUUGAAUUUCAGAGACUUCCAGUUUGCUCAGGCCAUGCUUUUUGCCAUUGAGGAGAUAAACAACAGCACAGACCUGCUGCCUGGCGUCUCUCUCGGAUACAAAAUCUAUGACACUUGUGGCUCCAUUGCCAGAAGUGUACGAGUCACUCUGGCUUUGGCUAAUGGGAAUGAAGUUGUGUUUGCACCCUCUGAGGAACCUUGUAUCAAACCUGCACAAGUGCAGGCCAUAAUAGGAGAAACGUCUUCCUCUCCUACCACAGCAAUAGCUACUGUCAUUGGAUCCUUUCACAUACCAAUCAGCCACUUUGCCACAUGUGCUUGUCUCAGUGACAAAACCAAGUACCCAUCCUUCCUCAGAACCAUACCCAGCGACUACUACCAGAGCAGAGCUCUGGCCCAGUUGGUCAAGCACUUUGGUUGGACUUGGGUUGGAGCUAUUAGAACAAAUAAUGAUUAUGGCAAUAAUGGCAUGGCUACAUUCAUAGAGACUGCACAGCAGCUGGGCAUCUGUCUGGAGUACUCUGUGUCAUUUUUUAGAACAGAUCCAUCUGACAAGAUACAGAAGAUAAUUGAAAUUAUCAAGGCUUCAACCUCUAGAGUGAUUGUUGCAUUCCUGUCCCACAUGGACAUGGAUAUUUUGCAGCACAUACAAACGAUUCACUUCAAAACAAAAGACGGAGAUGAGGUCUACUUUAAUGAGAAUGGAGAUCCUGCAGCAAAGUAUGAAAUCAUAAACUGGCAGCCCAGAGAAAAAGGAAUUGUGCCUGUGUCAGUUUGCAGUGAGAAAUGUCCCCCAGGAACUCGAAAGGUUCUCCAGAAAGGAAAACCUGUUUGCUGUUAUGACUGCACAAGAUGUGCAGAGGGAGAAAUCAGCAACAUGACAGAUUCUGUCACCUGUACCAGAUGUCCUCCUGAAUUCUGGUCAAAUAACAGAAGAGAUGCCUGUAUAAAGAAGGAGGCGGUGUUUCUGUCAUUUGAAGAAAUUAUGGGAGCUCUGCUCACUACAGCGUCUUUAUUUGGAACAUGCAUGACUGCACUUGUGGCUUAUAUUUUCUUCAAAAACAGAAAAACUCCAAUCGUCAGGGCCAACAACUCAGAGCUGAGCUUCCUGCUGCUCUUCUCUUUAACUCUGUGCUUCCUGUGCUCUCUGACCUUCAUCGGUCGGCCCUCUGAGUGGUCCUGCAUGCUGAGACACACAGCGUUCGGCAUCACCUUCGUCCUCUGCAUCUCUUGUGUUCUGGGGAAAACCAUGGUGGUUUUGAUGGCCUUCAGGGAGACUCUUCCAGGCAGCAAUGUGAUGAAAUGGUUCGGGCCUGCACAGCAGAGACUCAGUGUUCUGGGAGUCACUCUUAUACAGAUGAUCAUUUGUAUCCUCUGGUUAAUCAUUUCUCCUCCUUUUCCAUCAAUGAAUUUUAAGGAAUUUAAGGACAAAAUCAUCUUGGAGUGUGCUCUGGGCUCAGCUGUUGGCUUCUGGGCCGUGCUUGGGUACAUCGGACUUCUGGCCAUGUUAUGUUUCAUUUGUGCUUUUCUGGCUCGAAAGCUGCCUGAUAAUUUUAAUGAGGCCAAAUUCAUCACCUUCAGCAUGUUGAUAUUCUGUGCAGUGUGGAUCACCUUUAUCCCAGCGUAUGUCAGCUCUCCUGGGAAGUUCAGUGUUGCUGUAGAGAUAUUUGCUAUUCUGGCCUCCAGUUUUGGACUUUUAAUUUGCAUCUUUAUCCCCAAAUGUUACAUCAUCUUACUGAGACCAGAGAAGAAUACGAAAAAGAAUAUGAUGGGGAAUGGGCCAAGAAAAUGA